AUGGGUCGGAGGCGCAGCCGCCGCCAGCCCCGGAGCGCAGCGGCCGCACCGCCCCCGGGGACCGGAUCCGGAUUCCGUCGCUCCCCCCUCCCGAUCGCCCAACGCCGUUCCCGCCCGCCCGGGCCGGCGAGCAGCCGGAGAGAAGCGGCCUGGCCCCCGCCCCCGAGCCACCCACCCCGGCCAGAGGCUCUGCCACCGCCCAGCUACCCCGACGCUCACGGAGGAGCCCGGCGCAGAGGCGCGACCGCGGCGGGAACCGCCGCCUCCUCCCCCGAGCCUGCGGCCCAGCCCCGCCGGCGCCCCCGCCCCGGCCUCCGGGGAGCCGAGCCAAAGAGAGGGCGGGAGGACGGCAGCCGGGAGGCGGGGGCGCAGCGCUCACCGGCCCCGCCGCCCCCUCCGGCGGCCGGCGAGAACUGCGCCUGCCGGCUCCGAGAAGCGCGGGCUCCUCCGCCUGCGGCCCGGACUGAUCCGGGCCUCGCUUCCUGCCCUCCCCUCCCCCGGCUUCGGUGUCCUCCCCAGUGCCCUGGUCUGGUCGAGCCUAGUCCCCUGCUCCGAGGUCGCUCCGGGUCCUCGCCCGGCGUCCACCGCACCGGCGGCUCGCUCCCUUGCCUUCAGGCCCCGGCCCCGACCCUAGCACGCGUCCUCAGCCGCCUCGGUUACCCGGCGCAGCGCGGCCUCCGGGCUUCCCGCUCCGGCGGCUCCCUCCCCGGCUCUGAGCGGCGGCGCCCUCCCCCGCUCGGCCGGGCACAGCCGCAGCUCCCUCCCGCGGCGGCAGCGGCUCCUCCUCCCGGCGCGGCGGAGGCGCUGGGGCGGCGGCUGCUGCUGCUGUGGCGGCGGCGGCGGCUGUGGCUGCUGCCUGCUGCUCCUCGCGGCGAAAAGCACAAAGCACAGCGCCCUCCGCCUGCAGGCAGCCCGCCCGCCGCCCGCCCGCCGGCCCCGGCCUCAGCUCGCACACCCCCCGCCGCCGCCGCAGCCUCCGCCGCCGGAGCGGGGAGGAGGAGGGAGAAGGGAGGAGGAGGAGCGGGAGGGGGGGCGGGAGAAGCGGGGCAGCGAGCGCGUCCUUCCCCGUAG
This is a messenger RNA of Sciurus carolinensis (gray squirrel), 1071 nucleotides long. Its product is annotated as basic proline-rich protein-like. Lineage: Eukaryota; Metazoa; Chordata; Mammalia; Rodentia; Sciuridae. The transcript is spliced from 2 exons. The record is from RefSeq and is a predicted model, not a curated record. The coding region runs from base 1 to 1071 and encodes 356 amino acids.